Molecule: messenger RNA, 2950 nt
Organism: Pygocentrus nattereri (red-bellied piranha)
Lineage: Eukaryota; Metazoa; Chordata; Actinopteri; Characiformes; Serrasalmidae
Exons: 10
Coding region: 81-2000 (639 amino acids)
Source: RefSeq, a predicted model, not a curated record
UGUAUCAGUCUUCAAGCUGAUCUUGGCACUAAAGGACUAGUUUAGAUUCAGUGUUUAGUUUUGUGCUGUAUCCUUUAGAAAUGGCUCUGGGGAGAUUGGGUAAAUUUUUAAAAGACCACCCGUGGAGUAGUUACACGGUUGUCUACCUUGUUCUCAUUGCUGUAGAAAAACUUGUAGAGAACGACUUUGUGUGCCCCUGUAGACGUGGAUACACAUGGGCAUUUUUCUCUUUAUACUUGUUGAUGCCCCUUCUUAUUUGUCUGAACAUUGGUGUUUACCUGUGGAUCUCCAGACGCUGGUCUGAUUCAGAAGUUCCAGAACAACUGAAAUGUUGCCCAGGCUGGUGUAAAUGCUUUAUGAAGUUUCUGACCUGUGCUUUUCCAUCUUUUUUUUGGCUGGCCUUGUUUUUUGGUGAUGGCAGAUUUGUAGCCUGUUUGAUCACUCAACUAAAAGAACAUCAUCUUGACAGCAAUGUGCAGCCUCCGUGGGAAUGGUGUGACAGAAACCGAACACUGACUGAAGAGCAGAAUCAUGUACAGAAAUCAUUUUACAAAUCCAAGAUUACAGUUAUCAGUGGCAUCUCUGCCAUCCUGCUUCUAGCACUGAUUUGUCAGUGCUGUGACAGACGCUGUGCCAGAAGCUGUGGCAGAAGCUGUGAUGGAUGCUACGCCAAAGGCAGCAGUGAAUGCUGUGAUGAAAGUGACAAUAAAUGCUGUGCCAGAAGCUGUUGUAGAAGCUGUUGCAGAAGCUGUUGCAGAGUUUACGUCAGAUGCUGUAGCAGAGAUUGUGGUGGCUGCUGUUGUGGAUGGUGUGAAGAAUAUCUAGCCAGCAGAAUGGAAACAUUAAGCCCUUCAAUUCACACAGUGUACUGUGUAGCAAAGCGCACUGUGGAGCGUGCAAGCAUAUAUUCCGUCUCUGAUGGUAUUACAGUUUAUCUGAUUACUCUUAAAGGGAAUCAGAUCCCUAAACUACAGGAGGGAGAAACUUACAUUAUAGAAAACGCCACAGUGAAGGACGACCAUCCAGUCCCUGUAAUGAUCCUGGGAAAUGAAACAGAAGUGUUCCGGACGGCUCCACUGCAGCUGGAUGAGAAAUUAAUUCGUAAAGCGCAAGAGAGCAUCAAUCCUUCUUCAGAGAGAGCAGCUCUGAAUGAUCCAGGACUGUACCUGAAAAAGGGCUACAUAACCCUGACAGGAGAAGUUGUUUCAGUGAGCGCUCCCCAGCCGAUUAAGGGAGACACCUCUGUGAGAUAUAUUGAGAUUGAGGAGGCUGGUGUCAGGGUGACAGUGUCACUACAGAAGGAGGCAACAACUGAGCCACUUAUCAAAGACCAGGAGAUCAAGAUCACUCACGUCAAAGUGAGCGAAACCAAGCUAUCUGGAAAAAAACUGAUGUCGUCUGACUACACAGACAUUUCUCGGACUGAAAGAAGCCUCAUAAAUAUUGUGGGACUUGCUACAAAAGACAGCAAUAAAGUUCUUCUGACAGAGGAUCGGCAGAAACUGAACGUCCACUCCAGUGUCUGGCAUGAAGAUCCUGACCAGCUGCUACAAACACUGCCAGUAGAGCUGGAAAUAACCAAAAGGGGCCAAGAAGUUAUGCAAGUGAAAAAGCCUGAUUCUGAAAAGUUCCCGGAUUUCGCCUCCCCCCCUCUACACACGGCUGUGGGCUUUACCAGCCAGUAUAAGGGAAGCCCCGGAAGGCGCCCGCGUUCCCCUAAGGAACAGGACCGAAGAGAUCACAGGUUCCCGGAUUUCGCCUCCCCCCCUCUACACACGGCUGUGGGCUUUACCAGCCAGUAUAAGGGAAGCCCCGGAAGGCGCCCGCGUUCCCCUAAGGAACAGGACCGAAGAGAUCACAGAAUGGAAACAUUAUGCUCUUCAGUGCCGAGAGUACACUGUGUGGUAAAGCGUACUGUGCAGCGCGCAAGCAAAUUUGUCAUUUCCGGAGACUCUAAGAGUCACGGAGAGAGAAGAUGUGGCUCUGUGUUCCGUCUCUGAUGGUACUGCAGUUUAUCUGAUUACUCUUAAAGGAGAUCAGAUCUCUAAACUACAGGAGGGAAAGACUUACAUUAUAGAAAACGCCACAGUGAAGGACGACCAUCCAGUCCCUGUAAUGAUCCUGGGAGAUAAAACAACAGAAGUGUUCCGGAUGGCUCCACUGCAGCUGGAUGAGAAAUUAAUUCGUAAAGCGCAAGAGAGCAUCAAUCCUUCUUCAGAGAGAGCAGCUCUGAAUGAUCCAGGACUGUACCUGAAAAAGGGCUACAUAACCCUGACAGGAGAAGUUGUUUCACCGAGCGCUCCCCGGCUGAUUCAGGGAGACAUCCCUGUGAGAUAUAUUGUGAUUGAGGAGGCUGGUGUCAAGGUGACAGUGUCACUACAGAAGGAGGCAACAACUGAGCCACUUAUCAAAGGCCAGGAGAUCAAGAUCACUCACGUCAAAGUGAGCGAAACCAAGCUAUCUGGAAAAAAACUGAUGUCGUCUGACUACACAGUUAUUUCUGUACAACAGGGAAGCAGAGUUGAGGAAAGAAGAAGCCUCCUACAGCAUGAAGGACUUGCUACCUCAGAUGACAGCAAUUUUCAUUCAGCCAGAAGGGACCAAGAGGUUAUAGAUGUGGAAGUUUUUAAAUUCUGAAUUGUAAAUGUGUUCUGCGCUGCACAUCACGUUCAGCAUUGUUUUUUGAUGCUUUACCAACUUCUAUCCAUUUACAUUUACAGCAUUUAGCAGAUUAUCCAGAGCGACUUACAAGAAGUGCUUUGCUUUGUACUCUCCAGUCUUACACUUGUUCUUUUUUUCACCAAAAUAUUGUUGUAAAUUAUUUCUAAAUUGAAUUAAACAUUUCUGCAUUUUCAUUUAAUUUCUGAUCAGAUAAAAGGCUUAAGUUUAGGCAAAUGUUAAAAAAAGAAUGUUAAUGUUAAAUGCUUUGAAAUUAAAUGCUUUGAACUCA